AUAGAUUAUAAAAGCUAAUAAUACUUAUAUGGAGUCAACGGCUGAAGAAUCAUCUGCAGAAAAUACAACGGAGGAUUAUUGGACUGGAAGUGGUUUAAGUUCAGAUGACGAAGACAGCACUCAUAAUGAAACAAGGGAACUACUUGCUCACGAAGCUAGUGACCACGAAGCGGUGGUCUACGUAAGUGACGGAAUAAGUGCUUCAUUUGUACCUGUACCAUCGCUAAAAAAUCAACAUGUUAGUCCGAAACUCCAAGCAAUACAGACACUUCACGGCCUUCAAGGAUUACCCUCAUCAAGUACAGCAGAUCAUUCUAUACUCGAGUAUGAUGGAACCGAUAUUACUACGGAGGAGGAUUGGAGACGCCAUCCAGAGUCCUGGGAUAUAGACCGUGAGCAUAGAAGAUACAGACCGAAUACUACAAGGGUUCAGCAUAUUGAAGCCGAGUGUCAAGAUGAUUACAUGAAAAUUCGUAUUGGUUUUAAUGGCUCCUUCAAUGGUUUAUUAUAUUCGGCAGGUUAUUCUUAUGAUCCUGAUUGCAUGUAUGUUAAUGGAACUGGACGGGAUUAUUAUGAAUUUUUUAUUCAGCUGAAUAGGUGCGGUACUCUUGGUGAAAACACGCAUCAUCAAGAUAGUAGGAAGAAUCCUACGAAAAAUCUUAUGUGGAACACUGUAACAGUACAAUAUAAUCCACUUAUCGAAGAAGAAUUUGACGAACACUUUAAAGUCACAUGUGAAUAUGGUUACGAUUUUUGGAAGACUGUCACGUUUCCUUUUCUGGAUGUUGAAGUUGCAACUGGUAAUCCUGUAGUAUUUACAUUACAACCACCUGAAUGUUACAUGGAAAUUAGAUACGGCUAUGGAACUACAGGCACCAGAGUAGCUGGACCUGUUCGCGUUGGAGAUCCUCUGACAUUAAUAAUUUAUAUGCGCAGUAAAUACGACGGCUUUGAUAUCGUGGUAAAUGACUGCUAUGCACAUAAUGGUGGCAACAAACGGAUUCAAUUGAUAGAUCAGUACGGUUGCCCCGUGGAUGAUAAACUGAUUAGUCGAUUCCGUGGUUCGUGGUCUGAAAGUGGUUUAUUUGAAACGCAAGUAUUUGCCUAUAUGAAAACGUUUCGAUUCACCGGUUCUCCAGCUCUUUACAUCGAAUGUGAUGUCCGAAUGUGUCAUGGACGAUGUCCGAGUCAACCAUGUCACUGGAGAAACUCUAAGUCUAUAAUAAAACGAUCUAUAAUAAAUAUUGUUGAAAGUUCAUCUACGCCUGUAGCAAGUUUAUCCGAGAAUGUUAAUCUUUUCCAAUCACUUAGAGUAUUACAAGAGGGCGAAGCUGAUACCGAACUCUUUCAAAAUGUGACAACAUCCUCACGAAGCGAUACAAAUGAUUCAAAUCCGGAUCGUGUAUGUCUACGUCCAACUCUCGUUAAUACAUUUGUUGGAAUUAGUUGUGGUGUUCUUUGUAUAAUGGCAGCAACAAUAUUGGCAAUGUGCUCAAGAAUGCGCCGGGUUGCACGUGAGAAACUCCUCUCAGACAGCAUUAGCUACAUGACUCAUAAGGGACGAAUAAAUUAGAAUCAUUGCGACAGUGAAUAAGACGAAU
This is a messenger RNA of Ceratosolen solmsi marchali, 1601 nucleotides long. RefSeq lists its product as uncharacterized. The coding region runs from base 29 to 1573 and encodes 514 amino acids. The transcript is spliced from 9 exons. Lineage: Eukaryota; Metazoa; Arthropoda; Insecta; Hymenoptera; Agaonidae. The record is from RefSeq and is a predicted model, not a curated record.